This is a messenger RNA of Cadophora gregata, 3399 nucleotides long. RefSeq lists its product as uncharacterized. The record is from RefSeq and is a predicted model, not a curated record. The transcript is spliced from 5 exons. Gene Ontology annotation, molecular function: FAD binding. Bases 779 to 2257 code for a protein of 492 amino acids. NCBI's taxonomy places the organism in Eukaryota, Fungi, Ascomycota, Leotiomycetes, Helotiales, Ploettnerulaceae.
UACCACGGCACGGCUCUGUAUCUAAUCUAGACCCCAUCCUUGAACAUCGACUGAUUUCUUCGCAUCAUGCCACUAACCCCUCCACUCUUACCUUGUAAAUCGCCUGAUCUUGUCUGAGCUACAGCAGUCUGACCUGAUCCAGCCUGUUGCGAGGCCGCGACGACAUUCUCACAUGAUGAUGGGGAGCCCAAGAAUUAAUACUAAGGGAAGUCCCGAAGGCACUUCUGGGAUUGCAAGAUGGGAAGAAAAAGUCGCAUAUUUCGUAGCACGAAGAAGAUCGAAAGGAAGGAGAAGCAAUAAUGUCACCUGGAAUGGAUAACGAGGGCUUUCGUGACGCCCCAAUGCAGAACGGUGUGGACUCUGUUUCGGAAUCAGGCGAGAAUGACAGUCACGUGUUGGUCAUUGGUGCAGGACCAGCCGGGCUGAUGUUGGCGUGAGUUUUGCAAAAGGUGGCCAAAAGGCGAAGAUUGAGGCAUUCUGAUUGACGGGAACUCUUAGGUCAAAUUUGGUUCGGUAUGGCAUCAAGACAACAAUUGUUGAUGAUCGUCAAGACAGGACAUCCACGGGUAGAGCUGAUGGGCUUCAACCGAAGACUAUUGAGACUUUCAAGCAGUUGGGAUUAGCAGGACCACUUUUGCAGAAAGGAGCAAGGAUAUACGAUAUCUGUUUUUGGAACGGAACGCCGACUCAACCACUGCGUAGGAUAGGCCGUGAAAUCCACUACCCGCCAGGAGUUGUCGAUGUACAAGAUCCCUUCAUCCUCCUCGUACACCAGGGAAUGGUGGAAGAUGUUUUCCUGGACGAUUUGAAAAUUCGUGGCGUUGAUGUGCUCCGUAAUACAACGUUUUCGCGGUACCGGGAAAACUCAAGCGGUGUCGAGGUUGAAUGUACUGUUCCUGGCGACUCAGGUGUUGCAAAGCCGAGAUUAUUUACCUCUCAGUACAUGGUGGGUUGUGAUGGUGCACAUUCAAGAGUUCGAAAGUCUCUUCUCAAUGCAACCUAUGACGGUGAACGGUCAAACUCAGCGUGGGGUGUCCUGGAUGGUGUGAUCGAGACAGAUUUCCCAGAUCUGUGGAGCAAAGCCGUGAUAGCGUCAGAAACCGAAGGGUCUGUUCUUUGUAUUCCUCGAGAGAAGAAUAUGACACGUUUGUAUAUCGAACUCCACCCUGGUUCAGCACCGAUGUCCUCAGAAGCGGCAACUGAAGAUUUUGUGAUGAAGAGAGCAAAGGCCAUCAUGGCUCCAUUCAAGAUAUCAUGGAAGUCUAUAGAAUGGUUCGGCAUCUAUAAAGUCGGACAAAGAGUAGCCAAGAAAUUCUCCAGUGAAUCGGAAAAAGUAUUCAUAGCAGGAGACGCAGCACAUUCUCACUCUCCAAAAGCAGCUCAAGGCAUGAACGUGAGCAUGCACGAUGCUUUCAACCUUUCCUGGAAACUCAACCUUGUAGUCCGUGGUCUCUCUCCUUUAAGCCUCUUAUCAACAUACGAGCAAGAGCGACGCAAGAUUGCUCAAGACUUGAUCGAUUUCGACUAUGGCCACGCCACCGCAUUCGCAAGCGGCGACCCCAAAGUCCUCGCCGAGAACUUCGCAAAGAACAUCCGCUUCAUCUCUGGAGUUGGCGCAGAGUAUGCUGAGAAUGCACUCAAUAUGCCUGAGAAACUAAGGAGAGGAGCUCUCCAGCCAGGAUGUCUGAUGGUACCGGCGAGAGUGACGCGAUACAUUGAUGCCAACCCAGUGAAUCUGCAACUCGAGAUCCCCAUGAUCGGCCAGUUCCGGCUGUUCUUCUUCACGAACAACAUCAAGCUCGCUUCAACUUUCCUGGAGACUGUUUGCACGGAAGUGUCCUCUUCAAGGACAGUCCUUGGCCGUGCCACUGCUGCAGCAAACACAUCAUAUCAAGCGCGAGACCAGCCAGCAACAGAUAUGGACUCGUUCAUCCAGCCACAGCGCUAUGUUCCAGUCUCUAAACUAGUCACAUUUGCCAUUGUAACGACAAUGCCAAAAGCGCGCGUUGAGAUUGCGGAUCUGCCUCCUCUACUACAGGAUAGUAGGUGGACGUUUUUCCUGGACAAUCUGAUGCGGAUGCCUACCGCGACGGAGAAAUGGAUUGGGCAUCUGCUGGAUGGCGAGGUUGCGAUUGUGAAUAUAAGGCCGGAUGGAUAUGUAGGUAGUAUUGGGAGGUGGAAUUCGAACAGGGCUGAGUCAGGCACAGAGGCUGUGAGCUGGCUGGAUAGCUAUUAUGGGGCCUUCUUGAAAGGUUGAUCGACAUUUGCGCGAUGAUACGACUAUCGAUGAAUUAUGGUGUGGAUAAUCAUGAAAAUGAUCAGAACCAGCGAGGAUGCAAAGCGAUGGCUCUGUUGGAUGCCCGAAUGAAGUGGACUAAAUGGGCAAGCACGUGAGUGUUGAUAAGCGGGACAGGACAGUAUGAGUACGUUCUGGGACGAGCACAACAAUAUUAUCAGUACAGCGCGUCUUUUUUUCAGAGUUGUCUUUAUUAUUCAAUAUUCAGACCGCACUUUUGCGCCAGUUCGCCCCUCCCUUAUCCCUUAGUCGUUUGCUUUUAUGUAUGUUUCGACCCUAUCACCUGCUAUCAAAAUCUUGCUGUCAUCUCCACAUACUACUCGUCCCUGUCCCUUCCACCUCAUCUCUCUAAUAUCUUGCUUCUCUCUUCCGUCCCUUCUAAGCCCACUCCGUCCCAAAAACCUCAGUUCUCCUUCCUGUCCGCUCUGGUCCAAUCACGCCGUGUCUUGAUCCGAUGCUAUGGUCUGGUACUGAGCCUCUGAGGAGCUCGCGUAGGUAUUUGCUAGUAGGGUAUUUGUUAAUGUUCUUGUUGUAGGAGGAGUAGUAGGAGCAUGAGUAGUUGGUGAAGAAGCGGUCAACAGUGGAGGUGGUUAUCUUGGAAGUAGGAGGAGGAAUGUAUUUUUUGCUGUUACUGUUAAGUAGGACUGGUCUGACGGUGGUCAGGGUGAGCUUUUCUCUGAUUCCGGUGGUGGUGUUGGUGGUGUUGACAGCAGCAGGAGGAAUGUAAUUACUGUUGCCGCUGUUGACCAGGCGGAUGACAGUGGUAAGAGUGGCAGUGGCAUUGUCAACAGCAGUGUUGGUCUUGGUAACAGGACGAGGGACGCUGGUAACCUCCAUCAGUCCAGCUAGGCGUUGGAUCUUGUCAAACGAGACUCGUCGGAUUGGCUUUGGAGAGUGGACCUUCUUGACAGGCGAGUUCUGUUUAUUGUCAUCAGCUCAGUGCACACUAUCAAGGCCAAGGUCGAUGUGGAAGAUGACAACACUUACGCUGGUGACGACGGGAUGUUCUGUAGUCGCUGCGCUCGGCAGUACAAAUGUCAUGGUUGUAGCCAUGGUUUCUCUUUUCAGGAUAGGUUUGUCUGAUUGUUGGAGAGAGAACGGGG